AUGCUCUUAAUCUAGCCAUAUAUUUUAUGCAUUGAAAGCUUUUAGAAAAUUUUAGAUGCUCUGAAAACAAGAUUAAGUCAAAUACUUGAUUGUUUACUUUUCCUUUCUAAAGAUUGGAUAAAUUACUCCAUACAGUUUUUUUGGAGAAUUAGAUUUGUUAAUCUAAAGCAAAAGAUCAAUUAUCGCUUCAAAAACAAUUAUAGAAAGGAUUAACAAAAUUCACCAGGAUUGUAAGCGCAAAAUCACCCAAAAAUUGGCUAAAUAUGUCAAAUCAUUAUAUGA
This is a messenger RNA of Paramecium sonneborni, 282 nucleotides long. NCBI's taxonomy places the organism in Eukaryota, Ciliophora, Oligohymenophorea, Peniculida, Parameciidae. The record is from the annotation of a GenBank genome assembly.